Chenopodium quinoa (quinoa) is the source of this 1236-nucleotide messenger RNA. RefSeq lists its product as uncharacterized. Gene Ontology annotation, molecular function: nucleic acid binding. The transcript has a single exon. The record is from RefSeq and is a predicted model, not a curated record. Lineage: Eukaryota; Viridiplantae; Streptophyta; Magnoliopsida; Caryophyllales; Amaranthaceae. Bases 1 to 1236 code for a protein of 411 amino acids.
AUGCAGCAAGGGAACUUACCAAGAGGUCACCUAAAGCAUUUAUCAGUUAAUUUCAAUGUGCAUAAAUCAACCAUCACAAGAAUUUUUGCAGACAUAAAGAAACAGAUGGCACAGGGCAGUUUGAUUGAUGUCAGGACCAAAAAAUUUGGCAGAGUAUGCAGAAAGCCAAAGGAAUUUUCUGAUGAAUUCCUACAAUCAGUCCCUAUGCAUUUAAGGCAGACAGAGAGGAGUUAUGCAGUAGCAUUAAAAAUCUCCCAUGUGACCCUUCACAAUUUGAAGAAAAAGGGAAGGUUAAGAACACACACAAGUAGCAACAAGCCUGCAUUGACAUCAGACCACAAGGUAGCAAGACUUAAAUGGAUUUUGUCACACAUAAAUCCGGUAACAAGUAAUGAGGACCCCACAUUUGUUGAUAUGAACCAUGUCAUACACAUGGAUGAGAAAUGGUUCUAUCUGAACCCAGACAAGAGGAGGUUUUACCUCCUACCUAGUGAGGAAGAUCCAUAUAGGCCAAUACAGUCCAAAAGAUUCAAGCUCAAAGCAAUGUUUAUGGGCUUAAUUGGGAAGCCAUUGUAUGACACAAAUGGGGGACUACUCCAUGAUGGGAAAUAUGGAAUGUUCCCAUUCACUGUCAAACAACUAGCAAGGAAAUCCAGUAAAAACAGAGUGGCUGGAACAUGGGAAACAAAGGCAAUACAAAAUGUAAACAGAGAGACAAUCAGAGACAUGUUGGUGACAAAUGUCAUACCAGCAAUUAUUUCAAAGUGGUCUGACUUUGUACCAAAAAAUAUUGUACUCCAAUGGGAUAAUGCAAGGCCUCACCAAGUUCCAACUGAUGCAGAGUUUAUGGCAGCAACAACAGCUCAUGGAUUUAACAUUCAAUUUGUUUUCCAACCGGCACAGUCCCCAUAUUUGAAUGUGCUUGAAUCUUUGCAAUAUCAGUCUUUUCCAAACAACCUAGAUGAGCUAGUUACAAAAGUGCAGGAAUCUUAUGAGGCAUUCAAUCCUCAAGUCAACAAGUACAUUUGGUUGAGUUUGCAAAAGUGCAUGAUUGAGAUCCUGAAGGUAGAAGGUGGGAACAAGUACAAAAUACCCCACAUGAACAAGAAAAAACUGGAAAACCUUGGAGAGUUGCCAGAUCAUGUACCAGUGCAGAAGGAAAUUGUUUUGGAGGCAGUGGAGUACCUAAACACUAUGUUUAGGCCAGUAAAUCAAGGGACUGAACAAGGAACAUAA